Monopterus albus (swamp eel) is the source of this 3502-nucleotide messenger RNA. RefSeq names its product glucosidase, alpha; neutral C (gene ganc). Bases 324 to 3023 code for a protein of 899 amino acids. Gene Ontology annotation, molecular function: alpha-1,4-glucosidase activity; carbohydrate binding. The record is from RefSeq and is a predicted model, not a curated record. Gene Ontology annotation, biological process: N-glycan processing; carbohydrate metabolic process. The transcript has 25 exons. NCBI's taxonomy places the organism in Eukaryota, Metazoa, Chordata, Actinopteri, Synbranchiformes, Synbranchidae.
GUACUUCCGUUAAGACAGUUAAAAAAUUUUAUUCCUUAAUACACCCAUGAAUGUGUUUCAGCUUGGGAGUUUGCUUUGAAGACGUAUACAGGAAGUGGAGUUGGUGCUGUGUCUUGUUGGAGUCGUGUGUUCUGUGUAUUCCAAAGCGCCAAGCGAGCAACUUUCAUUGGACAGCAUGGACGCCAUGUUUACGUCUGGUAUCUGGGUUUAAUAAUGCAUCUAUGAUUCAUUCCGUCAUUGUCAAGAAGAGCUCGUAAGUUUACACAGAGCAACAAUAACAGGACCGAGCGUGAGCUGCUGCUUUGUUGGUGCGUCUGCUUCACAUGGCGGAAGUGAGCCAAGCCGGUGUUAGUGAUGAUCCUGAUGGCGGGAAUGCAAAGUUCAAGAAAAGCAGUCAUGUUGCUUUUUACAGGCGACAGAUGCAGGGUCCAAACUUGCAGCACCGAGCCCUUUUGGACACCCUGGUGCUCACCGAGAAGGGCGCACACUUUGAACUGCUGGAGUCUGAUAAACAGACCAGACUGCUUCUUUCUUUGUCUCCUUGUAAAAAUGACACUGUAAGGAUACUAAUUGAUGAACUCCAGCCCAUUAAAGCGCGCUACCGAGUUCCAGAUGUGGUAACGGCGGAGCCUCAGUGUGAACAGUUGAGAGUGGAGACACGGACUAAGAACUCUGUCACCCUUUCUUGGCCUCCAGGACGUCACCAGGUCCGUGUGUGGCACUUUCCUUUCCAACUGGAGAUCCUGUGUGAAAACGAAGUGAUAGUUACGUUCAACUCUAAAGGCAAACUGUGGUUUGAGGCAAUACAGGAACCACCCAGGGUCACCUCUCAUGGCAGUGAGCAACAGCUUCAACAGGACGACACAAGUUUAUUAUGGAGAGAGACCUUCAAACAGUUUGUGGAUGUCAAAGCGAAUGGUCCCAGUAGCAUAGGGGCAGACCUCUGUCUCCACGGGUUCAGUCAUGUGUAUGGCCUACCAGAGCACGCCGACAGCCUGCAGCUCAAAGACACCAGGGAUGGUGAACCUUAUCGGCUGUAUAACUUGGAUGUGUUUGGCUAUGAAUUGUACAGUCGCCUCGGCCUGUAUGGGUCUGUACCGCUGUUGGUGGCCCACAAGCCCGACAGGACUCUGGGUGUAUUUUGGCUGAAUGCAUCUGAGACCUUUGUGAACAUACAUUACAGUCUCACUGACCAUCAGGCACACCUAGCGAAGAGGCCGCGGCAGCAGCCUCUGACUGAUGUUCACUGGCUGUCAGAGAGCGGCGUGAUCGACUGCAUGGUUUUGCUUGGGCCCAGUCCACAGCAGCUCUUCAGCCAGUAUGCUCAGCUGACAGGUUAUCAGGCUCUGCCCCCUCUGUUUGCACUCGGGUACCACCAGUGCCGCUGGAACUAUAAUGACGAAGCUGAUGUGAAGGCUGUGGACGCUGGAUUUGAUCACCACAACAUCCCUUACGAUGUCAUCUGGCUGGACAUUGAGCACACAGAUGGGAAGCGUUAUUUCACCUGGGACCCUGUUCAUUUCCCUGAACCAGAAAACCUGCAGCAGCACCUGGAGAAGAAGAAACGGAAGUUGGUUGUCAUAAGCGAUCCUCACAUCAAAGUUGAUCCAAAUUGGUCCCUGUACUGUGAGGCCAGAGAUGGUGGACAUUUUGUCAAGGACAGAGAGGGACAGUUAUACCAGGGCUCAUGCUGGCCCGGUAAGUCAUCGUACCUUGAUUUCAGCAGUCCAGCCACUCGAGCGUGGUACUCCAGAUGCUUUGGCCUGAAUAAAUACAAAGGAUCGACACCAUCGUUAUUUGUGUGGAACGACAUGAACGAGCCAUCUGUGUUUUACGGGCCAGAGCAGACUAUGCCAAAGGACGUGGUGCAUUAUGGGGGCUGGGAGCACCGGGAAGUACACAACCUGUAUGGUUUUCACCAGCACAUGGCCACAGCGGAGGGUCUGAUAACCCGCUCCGGGGGCUCAGAGAGACCUUUUGUUCUGACACGCUCCUUCUUUGCUGGCUCACAGAGACUUGGAGCAGUAUGGACGGGCGACAAUGUAGCCACUUGGGAGUACCUGAAGAUCUCGAUCCCAAUGCUUUUGUCUCUAAGUGUAACAGGCAUAGUAUUUUGUGGAGCGGAUGUUGGUGGGUUUGCUCAGGAUCCAGGGCCAGAGCUGCUGGUGCGCUGGUACCAGGCAGCCGCCCUGCAGCCUUUUUUCCGCGGCCACUCUGCGAAGACGACAAAGCGUCGGGAACCCUGGGUGUUUGGGGAGGUGGUCACUGCUGCAAUCCGCACUGCAAUCCAGCAGAGGUACUGCUUGCUGCCCUACUGGUACACACUGUUCUACCAGGCUCACACCUGUGGCCUGCCUCCGCUCAGACCUCUGUGGGUGGAGUUCCCGAAAGAACAGAGCACCCUCUCUGUGGACAGCCAGUAUAUGAUUGGAAGAGCACUGCUUGCCUGUCCUGUAACUGAGCCUGGUGUUCAGGAAGUCGAAGUCUUACUCCCUGGAAGUGAUGAGACUUGGUAUGACAUCCACUCUGCAGAGGCAUACAAAGGAGGCAGGACUCUGAGUCUUCCAGUUACCCUGGACACACUUCCUGUGUUUCAGCGUGCAGGUUCAGUGGUUUUCAGAUCAACAGGAAGCGGCUCCUGCACAGCUGAGCUGCAGCGGCUCCCCCUCACCAUCACUGUGGGUCUAAACUCUCAGGGUGCUGCUGAUGGUGACUUGUACUUGGAUGAUGGCCACUCCUUCAACUAUCGUGACAGAAAAGCCUUCUGUGUUCGCCGGUUCAACAUGCUGUCAGGCCGUCUGCUCUGCCGUCCUGCCAGUGAUGAAGGAACAUUUGCAUGUGAUACUGUCAUACAGUCGGUCAUCAUCCUGGGGCUCAAGCUCAAACCGUCCAAGGUGGUUGUGCAUGUAUCAGGCACUAAGGACACCUCUGCUGCAUUUCAGUACACGGGGUCCUGCAGCAUGCUGACAGUGAGAAGCUUGAACCUGAGAGUGGCACAGGACUGGGACUUACAGAUCAUUUAAGAAUGACUGUGUGUUGAGUGACCGAUUCUCCCUCUUCUGGAUUUCCUUUUCCACAUAGAAGAGAUUAAUGUAGUCUCAGGUACAAGUCAUCAGAAUCACUGGUUGACAAACUGCUGGAGUAAAAACACAGGAACAACUGGUUGAUGCUGGUCACUGCCCACAGUGACAUGUUGAGAUAACAAAUGCUGCAAGUUUCUAAAAAGCUGAAAAGGGGGCUACACUCACUCCUCGCUUCUGUUUUAACUAUUUACCCAUUUGAUUUUUGAACAUAAAGAAGAAUCUAAGACGAUCCCUCCAUUGACGUCUGUUUCAUGAAGUACUGUACUUUUUAAAAUCAUGUCUGCAUAUAUAAUCACAAACAUUUUUAACUUGUGAACAUGAAUAUAUGAGUACUGAAUAAUCAUUUUGAAUGCAACAUUGAUUUUAAAGCAAUGGAGUGAAAGUUUCCUCUCCUCAAUAAAUUGCACCUUUUUAUGCUG